AUGAUGCCUCCGAAAAAACCGUUGAGGCUCUACGAAGCUCAAGCUCUAAAUAUACGAGAGUGCGACAGCAUUGAGCUGGACUCGUUGGAAGACGGCGAUUCCGGCACCAAUUCACAAGAAGAACAAAACAACGAUCCAUCCAAUCCUCUUCUAUCCAAUAUCAAUUCGCCAUUGAAACAGCUGAAUUUGAACGCUCAGUGCAAAACGCGCAGGCGCGAAAUUUACACGGACGAAAUCGUGCUGCCUAGCGAAUCGUCGCUGCAAGAAUUGACCGUUUUGAGUUUAAAAAACAACGACAUCCGCACUUUUCCUCUGAGCGUUUUGCGACUGACCACGCUGACCAUUUUGGACGUUUCGGCCAAUCGGUUGCUGACCUUGCCACCGGAAAUCGACCAAUUGUACAACUUAGAAGAACUGAUACUUGAUCAAAACCUUCUGAGCAUCUUGCCGGUGACUUUAUGGCACUUGAAGUACCUGAACACUUUAAGGGUGGCUACGAAUCGUUUGGCGCUGCCUCCGGACAAGCCUCGUGAACCACCGGAAAUGCGAGCGCUGAUUUUAGCUGAAUCCGAACUGAAUCCAGAAAACCGUCGCAGCUCGAAAAACGCAAACAACGGUCUCAAAACUUUAAAUUUAAGAGCCAACCGACUGAAAGGGCAUAUUAUUUUAGGUAGUUACAGUAGUUUAACCCAAUUAGACGUAAGCGAAAACGGCAUAGAAAUAUUAGAUUUGGGCGCGGUCGAACAGCUACAAAUACUACAAUGUUCUCGAAACUCGUUGACUCAACUAACAUUGUUUGGCAAAAAUUUAGUGUCAGUAAUCGCUGGAAAUAAUAAACUAAAAUCUUUCACUACUACUCAUCCGCCACUCAAACUGAGCCACUUUGAUGUCUCCUACAACGAUCUCCAAACCCUACCCGAUUGGUUGUCGGGUUGCAGCGAGCUACGCUCCCUAUUCGCCAGCAACAAUGCGAUUGCGACGUUGCCGGAUCACUUGUUUUGCAACGAAAUGCCCCUGCUGCAAACCGUGCAGCUGGCCUACAACCGCCUUCAAAGUUUGCCAAUGAUACAGCGUUGUUUGCCCGUUCAGGAGAUGUUUUUACAAAACAACAGCUUGUCCAGUUUGCCGGACAAUUUUUUCAAGUUUGUUCGGAGCAUCAGGGUGCUCAAUGUGUCCAAUAAUCGUCUGGUCGAUUUGCCCAAGCCUGAAGAAGUUUUGGUUUUGGAGAAACUGUUUUUGACAGCUAAUUGUUUGAUUGAUACAAGUUUGGACAGGGUUGCCGCAUAUUUGAAGAACCUGAAAAUCUUGCAUAUAGCCUACAACAAUUUGACAUCGCUGCCGGAAAACUGCGCCCUCUACUGGACAGAAAUUGAAGAACUCGUGUUAUCUGGCAACAAAAUCUUGCGCCUGCCCGACAACGUUCAACAGAUGCGCCACCUGUCGGUGCUCCGAGUCCACUCGAAUCUGUUGCAAAGUAUCCCGAAGCUGGCCGGCCUAAUGAAGUUGCGCGUACUGGACCUGGCGCACAAUCAGCUCGAUCGCGUCGACUUAAGCUCACUAAUUCCACCCAACUUAAAAUUCCUUGAUUUAAGCUGCAACACCAAAUUACACGUGGAUUGUCAGCAAUUUAAUACGUAUAGGACCCAAAGACCGAUGUCACUGGUUGACGUAAGUGGUAAGAAUCGCACUAGUUUGCCGCUAUCGCCGGCGCCAUUUUGCGAAAGCGAUUUGACAGAUCACAGCUGGUCGGUUGGUUUUUCGGAAACUUCCGGGUCCAGGGCCAAGUUGCACUUGACUCAAAUCAGGUUGCCCGCUUUUUGCAACACUGAAGCACUUUUUGGAAUCUUCGAUGGAGAAAAAAAUAACUUUAGUCCAUUGGGUGUUGAUAAAUUAUUACCCAGAAUCCUUUUGGAAGAGCGUACAAUCAAAGAAACUGCGCAUGACUACAUGAAGUACACCAUGCUGUCAACUUUUCGAAGUUUGAAGGCAAAAGGCAUCAACGCUCUAAUAGUCCACGUUCUGAAGCCCAAACAGCUCAGUACUGAGUUCAUCAACGGUUUUGCCGAGCCAAAUAAAAAAUACCUGAUGAAAAUAGCCAGUAUAGGCGAUAUGAAAUUGGUGAUUGGCAAAUGCGACGGUCCAGUGCGCUUGUUGCCUGGUAGAGGGCGCAAAAUAAAUCCUACAAUGCAAUUGGUGCCCGAUCCGGAAGUGACCGAUAUUUAUUUGGACGAGCGGGACGAGUACAUGGUGCUGGCAAAUAAGAAUCUUUGGGACGUGAUGACGCCGGAAAACGCUAUCAAGGAAGUCAGUUUGCAACGGAACGUCAUUUUGGCUGCUAAGCGAUUGCAAGAUUUGGCACAAAGUUAUGGUGCCGAAGAAAAUUUGAGCAUAAUCGUCGUCAAAUUCAAUCUCCUCGGCUCAGACGUCGAUUUGCUCAUGCGCGAACUACGUCAGACCAUACGUAAGAACAAAUACCAAAGCGAAAGCACGAAUUCCGUGUGCCAACCAGGCUGUUGUUGUUGCUACGACGCCCACGAAAAAAUCGCCGUACCUCCGCCAAUGGCGAUCGGAGACGACAGAUCUUCGCCGAGUGGUCAAAGUGAGCAAGCUUGUAGCGACUGCAAUUCUUCCUCGAAAUUGUUCAUGAGUCAAUUAUCGGCCAAACAACCGGAAAAUCGCUUGUUUCGCAGCGUCACUCCGUCACUGUUUGAAACCGUUGAGGUCAAAAUUAGUCCAGAACGUCGCAGUUAUAGGGGAGUGGCCAAAGCCUUGAAACAACGCCGAGAGGAAGACAAGGCCAACAAAGACCCAGACUCGGACUCGGCCCUAUCGGAAGAGCAAUUCAAGUGCUGGGAGUACAUGCUGGAACAAAAUACCCAGCUUUUGUUUGACAAGGAACUCAAUACUCUAAAUAGAGGCUCAAAGAACCACUUCAGAGUGAAAACGCCUUCUAGUUUGAGCAGAAGUAGUCCGCACCUAGCGUCCUCUGACGGCAACAAUAACGGUGCUCCGUUCCUGUCCAAACAGUUCGGCAGCUCACGUUCGUUUAAUCCCGGCCCGUCCCGGUUAACAUCGGACCGGAAACAGCAUCUGAUUGGCGGCCCGAACGCCGCCUACUUUGGCAGUUUGCAGCGACUGAUGCCGUACAAUUUGGAGUACGAUUUCGCGGUGAUGCACGAGCGCGGUCUCGUCGACUCGACCGAUCUCGAUCGGAUGCAACAGUAUUGGGGCGUGGCAACUACAGAACUAUGA
Messenger RNA from Ceutorhynchus assimilis (cabbage seed weevil), 3252 nucleotides. The record is from the annotation of a GenBank genome assembly. Lineage: Eukaryota; Metazoa; Arthropoda; Insecta; Coleoptera; Curculionidae.